AUGGGCAGCCUGCUUUGUAGGUUUCUUCGCCCUCCCCGCCGCCGGCCCCUGCCCGGCCGCGGUCGCCCGCUGCUCACCCCUGCCUGGGACACCGCCCAUCCUGGCCGCGACCACCCCGCCGUUCCUGCACCUGCCCCCUGCUCUGGGCGCAGGCCAUUCCUCCGGGAUCGCAGGCCCCCACCAGCUCGCUGCCACGUGGAGCCCAGGAGGCGGUACCCGCUCCCCCAGGCCGCGUGCCCCCCUCUGGGCCUCCUCCCCGUGGUGAACUGGAGGAACCCUCCGGGUCAACCUGUGCUGGCUGCGCGCAGUUCCCUGGGGUGCGGGCCCUCGAGGACUGUGAGGAUCCCUGCUCUGGGGCGCAGGUUCCGGCUCCUGCAUUCCCUACCUGCACAGGAAGCCAAGGCUGCGAGUCAGGUACCAUCCCCUCCCCUCCCCCUUUGCAGCCCACAGGGGGUGGAGGAGAAGGUCCCAGAGCACCCCGGAGAACAGACCGAGGCUCUUGGUGGGAGUGGCCGCCCCCAGAGCAGUGGGGGGACACCCCUGACAUCUGAGCCCCCGGACACCAGUGGCGUUCUCCGCCUCCACCAAGCCAGCCCUGCAACUCUGGACCGCCGUCUCGUGCCCUCCGGAGGGAGCUCGUGGGACAGCACCCAGAUGGCUCCCGUGUCCUCCUCUGAAGGCCGCGUUGCCACCUCUUCAUGUGGCCCCGUGGGAGAUGCCCUCGCGAAGGCCGACAGGGAUGCGGCAGUGCUCUGGGGCCCAACCGCAUGCCGCCCCUUGCCGCAGGAGACGUGCACACAGGCGGCGGUGGCUGAAGACCAUCAGCCUGGGCAGAGCACGCGGGCCGGAGCGAGGAAGGACACGCAGGCUGAGAAGCCCUCGGGCGUGUCGCCACGGAGCCCUCUCCCACCAGCACCUGCCAGCAGGAGGCAGAACAAGAGGAAAAUGGCCAUGCCCCUCUGUCUGCCAUUGCCGCCACCACUACCGCUGCUGUGGGAUCGAGGGGACUUGCCCGCACCCCCGAAGCUUCCUUGCGUGGCUCUUGACAAGGACCCAGGCACCUUGCCGAACACCGAGUGUCCCAGGAACACGACCUUGAAGGACAGAACAAAGACCUUGGCAGACUGCAGGGCCGCUCAGCCUGCCCCCUCCUCCCCCCCACUGGCCUCGGAGACUGCAGGCUCCCCGCCCCUGGCCGCUCACGCUGCCCACGGCCCUGUUCCUCCCACCGACUUGGCUGGCCCUUCUGCCAGGCCCCCGAUCCUCUCUGUCCCGCCGUCGUCCCCAACACGACAUGCUGGUCGGGAAACAGGACAUGGAGUUCCUGAAUCUCCUCCCCUGGCUGUUCCCGCCGAUUCUCUUCCUCCCCUUCCUUCCAGUCCCAUUAGGGAAACUCCACUUGGCGGAGGUCCUCCUCCCCCAGGCAGGGCUACGACACCCACCUCUGACCGCCCCACACCUUCGAACACCUCAACCUCCUUACACCCACCCUCCUGCACAAAAGAAUCCCCAACCCCCAUGUGUGUAGACUCUCCCCCUCUCUUCCUGACAGCCCCUCUCCCAGGCCACUCCACACAUAGCUCUGUCGUUGCAGUCCAGCCCGGCACCUCUAAACCGACUUCUUCUCCCACCGCAGCAAAGUCAUCUGCUUUGACCUCCAAGCCUAUUUCCAAUCCUGGUGUCGUGGACAUGGACACUACGUCCCCUUCCCGGGCUGUCAUCUUCAGCUCGCCCCCACACUCCGGGAUGAGCUGUCCUCCGUUUUCCCGGGGCCAUUGCAGUAUGAAGCAGAGAUGCCCUGCGAAAGUUGCAGCAUCCACCAGUCUAACUACGUCGAUGGCCCCCGGCCCCACACCACUUGCUGAUCAACUCUUCAGCCUCCACAUCACCCCUCAGCCCACACAUGGGACUCUUGCUGGGAGACAGCAAACAGCUGUUCUUCCCAGUGCUCCUAUCGCCACUGGCUUGCCCAACCUGAGUUCUGGGGCCACCACCACUCCAGUAGGCAGCACCUCUGCAAACACCCAACCUCACUCUGACGCCGAGGCCAUGGAUACCACAUCGCCCUCCCGGGCUGUCAUCUUCCAGACCCCCCUGGGUCCCAGAAGAACCACUUGCCACUUUACAGGGCGCUUCCUGGUUCUGUCAGCCAUCAUACAGGCCUCCGUUUGGAUGCAUCCUAACCCAGGAAUCGCCCCUCACUCUGACCCCGAUGCCAUGGAUACCACAUCUCCCUCCCGGGCUGUCAUCUUCCAGACCCCCCCUGGGUCCCAGAAGAACCGCUUGCCACUGUACAGGGCGCUUCCUGGUUCUGGCAACACACCACCCGGUAGCAGCACUGCCUUGGCCCAUGGCUCUACCAGUUUCCCUCAAAAGUCAGCCAUCAUACAGGCCUCCGUUUGGAUGCAUCCUAACCCAGGAAUCGCCCCUCACUCUGACCCCGAUGCCAUGGAUACCACAUCUCCCUCCCGGGCUGUCAUCUUCCAGACCCCCCCUGGGUCCCAGAAGAACCACUUGCCACUGUGCAGGGCGCUUCCUGGUUCUGGCAACACACCACCCGGUAGCAGCACUGCCUUGGCCCAUGGCUCUACCAGUUUCCCUCAAAAGUCAGCCAUCAUACAGGCCUCCGUUUGGAUGCAUCCUAACCCAGGAAUCGCCCCUCACUCUGACCCCGAUGCCAUGGAUACCACAUCUCCCUCCCGGGCUGUCAUCUUCCAGACCCCCCCUGGGUCCCAGAAGAACCACUUGCCACUGUGCAGGGCGCUUCCUGGUUCUGGCAACACACCACACGGUAGCAGCACUGCCUUGGCCCAUGGCUCUACCAGUUUCCCUCAAAAGUCAGCCAUCAUACAGGCCUCCGUUUCGAUGCAUCCUAACCCAGGAAUCGCCCCUCACUCUGACCCCGAUGCCAUGGAUACCACAUCUCCCUCCCGGGCUGUCAUCUUUCAGAAAAACAGUUGCCCCAACACAGGCUAUCGGCCUGGCCACUCCUAUAACUCAGCCACCCGGAGGGACCGCAAUGCAAUCGGGGUUUGCGGGCCUCCUUUUGGCACCACUGUCAACAAGCAGACGGCCUUCGGUACCACUGGGAUCCCUAGCACUGGGAACAGUAGCUCACCAGUUACAGGUACCACUACAGGCCCACAGACUGUCAUGGGGCCUGCAGUCCCCAGUGGCUUACCAGUCACGGCUACCACUACAGGCCCACAGAGCUUUGUGGGACCUGCAAUCCCCAUGGAUGGACUUAAUGUGCCCAUGCCAGAUUCCAUUCGCUCACAGGUGUCAGGAGCAUUCAACGUUGGAGCUGGACUGAAGGGGACAUCCAGCACCCCUUCCGCUCGUCCUCUUGUUCGGAUAGCCUCCAGUCCAUCGCAUGGAAGUCCAGCUGCUGCUACAAGAAGGGCAAGUACUGUCCCAGUAAUGGGACAUGCUUCUAGUGCCACAUUAAGUCCAGGCACCAGGGGCCCACCUGCCCAAAUCACAGACAGCACUGUGAUGGGAAACAGCAUCAUUCCCCCUGUUGGAGGCGCUAGUGUGCCCAUUGCCCAGACAUGUCCCAAAGGGUCACUAGGACGAACAAAAUCCGGGGAAGGAACCCCCCCAAGCCACAGCACUUCUCCGUGUGGAAACGCCACCACCACAAAGGUCUUUGUGUCAAAGGUCGUGCGUGUUUCCCUCUUACAGAGCACCAGGGCCUUGCCUGGCCACACGACCUCACUUUUAGUUGCAAGAAGCAGCACCGAGAUCUCAGUGCUUCGAUGCACUUCUAGUUCUACCUUGCCGCCAGGCACCGGGGCCCACCUGCCCAGCAUGGAAGUGGUGUGA
This is a messenger RNA of Nyctereutes procyonoides (raccoon dog), 3825 nucleotides long. Its product is annotated as nuclear pore-associated protein 1-like. NCBI's taxonomy places the organism in Eukaryota, Metazoa, Chordata, Mammalia, Carnivora, Canidae. Gene Ontology annotation, cellular component: extracellular exosome; cytoplasm. Gene Ontology annotation, biological process: endothelial cell migration. The coding region runs from base 1 to 3825 and encodes 1274 amino acids. The record is from RefSeq and is a predicted model, not a curated record. The transcript is spliced from 4 exons.